Messenger RNA from Diversispora eburnea, 2673 nucleotides. NCBI's taxonomy places the organism in Eukaryota, Fungi, Glomeromycota, Glomeromycetes, Diversisporales, Diversisporaceae. The record is from the annotation of a GenBank genome assembly.
AUGAUAUUACCAAUUAUUAAUCUAACUAAUCAAGUAUCCGAUGAAAAACUCGUAUCUUCAUUAAAUUUAAUUGGGGACAUUAUUCUUCGUAUUCCAGAUAUUUGCGAGACCACUACUUUAUCUAAAUUUUUGGAAACUUUUCAAUUAGACAAUUAUUGGAUCUUUCCCUUUAAAGAUAUAGGUUCCCAAGAUAUUGAACAGGUAAUCAAUUUAUUGGAUCAAGGGGCUCAUAAAGUUGUUAUCCCUUCAUUCCGGAUUUUGGGUGAUAAAAAUUUUUCCACUUUACCCGCGAAUAGAUUAAUUGCACAUAUCACUUCACAUGAAAUAUCAAAUAUUGAAAAUGUCAAAGAAUUAAUAAAAAAUUUGUCCGGAUUAGUUUCUGGAUAUUUGAUAACCAUUUCAAAUGAUGAAACCGUUUCCAAAGCUAUGAGAUCUGUACCCGAAAAUUUUUUAAAAGAUUUUAAUAAUUUUGUACAAAUUGCACAAAAAAAUUUAUUACCAUCAGGUGGAAUUUCAAAAGUUGGACUCAUUUUACAAUCCAAUAAUUCAUAUUUAUCAUCAUCUUUGGAAUUUAUAAAAAGGCUUUCAGAAGAAUUUUCAGCAGAAUUAGUGGUUCCUAUUGAUCAACUUACAUUAGAUUCGAAUGUCAAUGGUUUACUUAAUAUUGCAGAUGCAUUUACUUGUUCAUUAAAAUCCGAUCGAUCCGAUGGUUUAUUUAUUACUGCGGUGGUAGAUGAAAGAGGUUUAUUAUUGGGAGUAGUUUAUUCAUCAAUAGAAAGUAUUCGUGAAGCUUUCAAAACCAAAACAGGUGUUUAUCAAAGUAGAAAACGAGGGUUAUGGUAUAAAGGUGCUACAUCCGGUUCAGUUCAAGAAUUAAAAAGAAUUCAAACUGAUUGUGAUGGAGAUUCUUUACGUUUUGUAGUAAAGCAACAUGGGACUGGAUUUUGUCAUUUAAAUACUCGUACAUGCUUUGGGGAUGAUAGUGGACUUACAGCACUUGAAAAUACUUUACAAAGUCGUAAAUUAUCUUCUCCAACUGGUUCUUAUACACAGAGAUUAUUCCAAGAUUCAAAUUUGCUUCAUUCAAAAAUUAUAGAGGAAGCAAAUGAAUUAUGUUCCGCAACUACAAAAGAAAAUAUUGCUUGGGAAACAGCUGAUUUGUUUUAUUUUUCCCUUGUAAAAUGUGUUGCAAAUGGAGUAUCUUUAACAGAUGUGGAAGCCCAUUUGAAUCAACGAGCAAAAAAGAUAACACGAAGACCUGGUAAUGCAAAAUUUGAGUGGAAUAAAUCGAAUGAAAAUAACGAAGAACAAAUUCCUUUAAUUGUGACUAACGAACAACCUACCAAUAAGAUCAUUAAAAUGCAAAGAUUUAAUUUAUCAAAAAUUGAUGAUAUCAAAAGAACUUCUCUUCUUCAAAGACCUAUCAUUAAAUCUUCCGAUAUUUUAUUCAAAGUACAUCCGAUUAUAGAUGAUGUUCGUAAAAGAGGAGAUCUGGCUCUAAUUGAAUAUACAUUAAAAUUUGACAAAGUUCAAUUAACAACACCUGUCAUUUCGUCACCUUUUUCUCCGGAUGAUAUGAAAAUUGAUGAUUCCACACGUCAAGCUAUUGAUCAGGCUUAUGAGAAUAUAUACAAAUUUCAUGAUGCACAAUAUGAUCGUUCUACUUUAAUUGUUGAAACAAUGCCAGGUGUAACUUGUUCACGAUUCAGUCGACCGAUUGAAAAAGUAGGUAUUUAUGUACCAGGUGGGACGGCAAUUUUACCAUCCACAACUCUUAUGUUGGGUAUUCCUGCAAAAGUAGCUGGAUGUAAAGAAAUUAUUAUUGCGAGUCCACCACGAAAAGAUGGUAAAGUUGUACCGGAAGUAUUAUAUGUUGCACAUAAAGUCGGUGCAUCAAAAGUGGUAUUAGCUGGAGGUGCUCAGGCAAUCGCUGCACUUGCUUAUGGAACUAAAACUGUUCCUAAAGUUGAUAAAAUUUGUGGUCCUGGUAAUCAAUAUGUAACAGCUGCAAAAAUGGCAGUACAAAAUGAUAGUUCGGCUAUGGUAUCUAUUGAUAUGCCGGCAGGUCCUUCAGAACUUUUAGUUAUUGCAGAUAAUACAAGCGUUCCUUCAUAUGUUGCAUCAGAUUUAUUAUCUCAAGCAGAACAUGGAACAGAUUCUCAAGUGGUAUUGAUAGGUGUAUCACUUACACCUGAACAUCUUUCAAAUAUUGAAAAUGAAAUUCAUAAACAAGCGAGUCAACUUCCAAGAGUAGAUAUUGUACGUGAAUCAAUUCCAAAAAGUUUUAUAUUAGAAGUAAAAGAUAUGGAGGAAGCUAUGAAAUUUUCAAAUGAUUAUGCACCCGAACAUUUAAUUUUACAUCUUGAUGAUGCUGAUAAAUGGGUGGAAAAAGUUCAAAAUGCUGGUAGUGUUUUUGUUGGAGCUUAUUCACCAGAAAGUUGUGGUGACUAUGCUUCGGGUACGAACCAUACUCUUCCUACAUAUGGAUAUGCACGAAUGUAUUCAGGUGUUAAUACUUUAACAUUCUUAAAACAUAUUACAUCACAAAAAUUAACCAAAGAAGGAUUGAAAAAUUUAGGAUAUACAGUUAUGAGAUUAGCAGAAGUAGAAGAAUUGGAAGCUCAUAGAAAUGCUGUUCAUGUUAGAAUUAAGGAUAUUGAAAAAGAAUGCUAA